CACACUAACACACACUCUAACACACUCACACAGCCUCCUCCUGUCUCUCAUUUCCUGGAUCCAGCGUGUCCGAGCUGCUGUGGAAAAACUUUCCGGAGUGCGUCGUUGCGCACAGAGCUGAAGUGUGUGUGGAGGAGGAGGAGGAGGUGGAGGUGGUGGAGGAUCUGGGAUUGUAUACUCUCCUAUACUGGGGGGGUGAAGGUUGAGGAUGUCGGCCGUGAAGGCUCUGCAGCAGUGGUGCCGGGUCCGGUGCGACGGAUACCGGGACGUGUCCAUCACCAACAUGACCACGUCGUUCAGGGACGGCAUGGCUUUCUGUGCGCUCAUCCACAAACACAGACCCGAUCUCAUCAACUUUGAUUCACUGAAGAAAGAGGAUGUUUAUGAGAACAACAAACUGGCGUUCAAGGUUGCGGAGGAGGAGUUGGGAAUUCCAGCGCUGUUGGAUGCAGAAGACAUGGUGGCUCUUAGGGUUCCUGACCGUCUCAGUAUCCUGACAUACGUGUCCCAGUACUACAACUACUUCCACGGACGCUCCCCGAUCGGUGGUUUGGGAGGCAUAAAGCGCCCGGCCGACAACCCCACGGAGGAGCCGUCCGGGAAGAAGAACCAGCCGGUGGCAGCAAAAGUGUUUCCAUCUUCCAAACCGGCCAGAGAGAACAGCCCUCCGCCCUCCUCCAACAUCACAAGGCCCUCUCCUUCUCCAAAACAAACCAGGAAUGCCACAAAGGAUGCCGUUGUUGAUAGAUCCCAUCAGACGGGCACCCUGAGCAACAAAUGUGCGUCCUGCAAUUUCCACGUUCACCUCGUGCAGCGACAUCUAGUGGACGGAAAGCUCUACCACAGGAGCUGUGCAAAGGCUCUGUCGCCUACAAACCCAACAGCACUUUUCAGAGGUUUACCGACAAACACUCCGGUUUCCAGAUUAACUCCUCUAGCAGACGCCACUAAAACCAACACAGUCACUCCAACUCACACUCCCUCCAGACUGGGACCAUCAUGGCUGACGGAGAAACCCAGUACCCCUCCCACCUUCUCCACCACUCUUUCUUCCAAUUCGUCUCCCUCCCGGCCUGCUUCCAGUCUCUCUCCUGCCGCUAAAGAGAGUCCGACAUGUGUCGUCUCCAAACCGGCGGCUUCACGUACUCCCAGUGCCUCUCCCGUCACCACAGCGACCACUUCUAUCAACACCAUGCCCGUUGCGGCUCCUCGUACCUCCAUCACGGCGGCCAAGACGACGCAGUCCAAGUUCAAGUUCUUCAAAUCGGAAAGCGAUGAAGAGAAGAAAAAGACCACGACCACCAGCAUCGUCAUAAACAAAGGGCCGAACGCGACCGAUAAGGUGAAGGAGGCCACAGCGGGACAGGCCGUCUCUUUGGUGGUGAAUGUUGGCGGUUUUGGCAAAAAGGAAGCGAAUGUGAGCCCAAACGCAGGUGGAGAUUCGAAGGCGAAAGCACGUGGAGAAGGUGGAGAUUCAAAGGCGAAAACAGCUGGAGAAGGUGGAGAUUCGAAGGCGAAAGCAGCUGGAGGAGGUGGAGAUUCGAAGGCGAAAGCAGGAGAUUCGAAGGCGAAAGCAGCUGGAGAAGCAGGAGAUUCGAAGGCGAAAGCAUCUGCAGCGGCCUUCAUCUCCAAAAAACUGACUGAGGAGAACAACAACAACAACACCGCUAAGCCGGCGUGGACGACUGUAGCGCUGAAGAAAACUGACAAACCUGCUCCUCAAGUCGAGACGCCAAAGAGGGAGACGGAGGGAGUCCGAGGGAGAAAGGUGCUGAAGGCAGACCGCUCAAUCCUCGAUGACCUGCCGACCCGGACUGACACCCGGACUCCGAGCCCGGCCGGCGGGAGUGGACUCAGAGCCAGAACCCCAGACAGAGGAGCCCCAAAGCCCGGCGGUGCAUCGCCUAACACCUCAGCAUUAGAAAACAAAGAUUCUCCUUCGGACUGGAGGUCGAAGCUCAAACCCAUCGCCAAACCUGCUGGUCCUUCAGAGGCCUCCCCUAAACCCUGGGCUAAUGGAGCCGGAAAGCCUCAGACUUCAGAUCUGUCUGUCGGGCCUUCUCCCUCCUCUCACCUCUCCAGCCUGAGCAUUUCUGUCACUCCACCUGCAGAAAAGGGAUUCCUGAAUGGUCAGAAAGACCCAACUGAAAAUGGCACCAAGUCCGAGUCAAAGAAGCUGAAACCAGGCUACAUUCUCAAAGAGGACAUCAUGAGGGAACUGCAGGAGAUUGAAGAUAAUUUGAACGAGUGGGAGAAAAGAGGAGUGGAGCUGGAGGUGAAGCUCCGCAGCAGUGAACACGAGGGUGAAGACGACUCUCUCAUGGACGUGUUCAUGAUCGAGUGGUUCAACCUGAUCAGGAACAAGCAGGUGGCCAUGCGCCGGGAGUCUGAACUGGUCUACAUUGGUAAAACCCAGGACCUGGAGGAAGAGCAGCCCACUGUUGAGCAGGAGCUCAGGAGACUGAUGGAUAAACCAGAUCGUCUGAAAACCAGCUGGGACCGGAAGAGGGAAGAACAGCUGAUGGCCAAACUGGUGGAGAUCGUCAACGACAGGAACGCUAUUAUAGAGGGUCUGGAUGAGGACAGACUCAGGGAGGAAGAGGAGGACGAGGAGCUCGACAAGAUGAUGAUGAGUUUCAACAUAAAGAAAGACAAACCAAAGAAGAAGUCUCCGAUGUCCAAACUGUUCAGUUGGGGGAACAAGAAGGAGGGAUGAUGCUCCGCUAAACACAGCGCUGUGACUGUCUUUGAUCUCUCUCUCUUUUUUUUUUUUUUUUUUUCUACCGCUCUUGUUGUAGUCUUCAUGUCAGUGUACGCCUGUGAUUGAUGGGAUAACACUGAUGAUGGUGUGUGUGUGUGUGUGUAUGUGUGUGUAUGUGAUCUGUCAUUUUAAGCGCUUCUAGAGAAAUGCCCUUCCCUCUGUCGACUGCAUCACUCAAGAUCUGACGUUACUCCUGCCUUCCUACGACGCACACACACACACACACGCACACACACACACACACACACACACACACACACACACACACACACACACACACACACACACACACACACACACACACACACCGAACUGAUGUUUAGGGGUUAAUGACUCACCCAGCCGUGAUGUGAUUGGGUUCAGCGCUCCAGUUGUUAGUUUUAAUACCCUUCUAGUCUUAAAUCUGUCUACUUAAUGC
Molecule: messenger RNA, 3179 nt
Organism: Anoplopoma fimbria (sablefish)
Lineage: Eukaryota; Metazoa; Chordata; Actinopteri; Perciformes; Anoplopomatidae
Gene: micall2b
Product: mical-like 2b
Exons: 16
Coding region: 209-2716 (835 amino acids)
Molecular function (GO): protein binding
Source: RefSeq, a predicted model, not a curated record